Molecule: messenger RNA, 2619 nt
Organism: Gekko japonicus
Lineage: Eukaryota; Metazoa; Chordata; Lepidosauria; Squamata; Gekkonidae
Product: methyltransferase-like protein 2
Exons: 10
Coding region: 104-1270 (388 amino acids)
Molecular function (GO): tRNA (cytidine-N3)-methyltransferase activity
Source: RefSeq, a predicted model, not a curated record
GCUGCCUGAGCCGGCGGCGGGUCCUGCAGCGGGGCCACGAGCGCUCUCGACCGGCUGGCACUUCCGCGCGGGCGCGUCCUCCUUGGCCGGCCGCUCUCGUCCGAUGGCGGCGCCCGGGGACGGCGAAGGCAGGCGAAGGGCGCCCUUCGGGAGCCGCUUCCUGACCGACCCGGCCCGCCUUUUCCAGCACAACGCCUGGGACAAUGUGGAGUGGUCUGAAGAGCAGGAGGCGGCUGCGCGAAGGAAGGUCCAGGAGAACAGCCUGCAGUUUCUACCUCCCGAUCAGCAAGAGGCCUAUGAAAUCAACGCCAACCAGUACUGGAACGAAUUCUACAAAACCCACGAAAAUGGCUUCUUCAAGGACCGCCACUGGCUUUUCACUGAAUUUCCUGAGCUGGCCCCGAACCAAAACGUCGGUCAGGACGCCAAGCCCGUCUCUGAGGACAGUGGCGCAGUGCAACAGUCCAAGACCCCAGGCCCUGGAGGCUGCUGUGGCACUGGGCCUGGAUUGCUGGAGGAGACCGGGGCCUUGGAGCAUCUGUCAGACUCCAAAAUGAGCAGCUGCCGGUUGCAUACCCAAGUGGAAACGGCAUCGCGGAGCCUGGAGGCUGUAAAACUGAAUGAGGACUUCCCGGGGUCGUCUGCUUCUUACCGGAUACUGGAGGUGGGCUGCGGGGCUGGAAACACGGUCUUCCCCAUCCUCCAGACCAACAAUGAUCCCAACCUCUUUGUGUACUGCUGUGACUUCUCCAGUAGGGCCGUGGACCUUGUCAAGGCUCAUCCAGAAUACGACGCGUCUCGCUGCUUUGCAUUCGUUCACGACCUCUGCGACACUCAGGUGCCUUUUCCAGUGCCGGAUGAGAGUCUCGACGUGGUGGUCCUGAUCUUUGUCCUUUCGGCGCUCCUUCCGGAAAAGUAUCAAAAAGCGGUCGUCAUCCACAGACUUAGCCGGCUUCUAAAACCCGGUGGACUGAUUCUGUUGCGAGAUUACGGCCGUUACGACCUGGCCCAGCUCCGCUUCAAGAAAGGUCAGUGUCUGGCGGAUAACUUUUAUGUGAGAGGAGACGGCACCAGAGUUUAUUUCUUCACGCAAGGCGAGUUGGAUUUGCUGUUCUCCACAGCCGGCUUGGAGAAAGUCCAAAACCUGGUGGACCGCCGCCUCCAGGUGAACAGAGGAAAGCAAGUGACCAUGUACAGGGUGUGGAUCCAGUGCAAAUACCGCAAGCCCCUCCUCCGGCUGAGGAGAGACCAGGAGACCAGCCACUCUUAGCGCUGUGGCCACGUCACCUGGGGGCUGCCCCACAGCAUGGGGGAAGUCUGCACAGGCUGGGUACAGCAGCAGAGCCCCUCAGUCAGUGCUGGUAUCAGAGGGGGAGAGAAUUUGCUGGCCUCACGAACGUCCUUGGAGUGAAGAUUCGAACGUGGAGUUGGCCUUUUAGAACACUGAAGACUCCGAAUGAGCCUGAGAGAAGGGGGCCCUGGAGAUCUUGGUGGCCUGUAAGGUGCUGUUGGGCUUGCAUCUUGCUCUUGACUGAGAGACCCAACACGGCUGCCCGCCUGGAACUUCCCAAGGGAAGCAUCCACAGACUCUUUCCAGGCCUCGUCGUUGGGAUGGCUGCCUUUAGCUCAGUUAACUUAAAAUGGGGAUUGCUGAUCCUGCUGCGUUUCAGGACCUCUCUGCCACUGUGGCAGCCAGUUGGGGGAGGCACUGGAGUUCCAUCCAGCUCCACAAGGGACAGCAGUGAGAUCACCAGGACAGAAGCCACAGCGACAGGGCCCGUGUGAGAGAGCGGACCUUGCAGCUUGGCACAACAAGCACUGGGGCCGGCAAUAUCAGAAGGAGGACUCCCGACAUGAUCCUGUGUAUGUGUCAGAGCAGACACACUAAAUUAAACGUCCACUUUCCCUCAUGCACUCAAAGGGGAAAGUGAACCUGAUAUUAAUAAGCAUGUGGGCGGUGAGGUGCUGCACAACUCUCCAGGCUGAGGGAAUUGUCGCAAAUCGAGAGGCAUAAAAUACCAUUAACAAGAGGAAGGCCCAGAUUGGAGGUUGUGACACGGCCUGACAAGCCAAACAGUUGUGGCUGCAGCACAGGCGUCCACUGUGUCACACCAAAGGCUCUGUGGUCACUGUAAACCAUGUCUUAUUUGCAAAGCACCCGUACCUGGAUGUGUCCUGCAGAGGUUCACCUCACAGCCAAGUUUUUGUCAGUGGCUUAAAGAGGACAGUCUUAUGGAGGUGAUGUUAGACUGCCAUCAGCAGGUCUCUGAGGAGGGCGGCACAGAUACCCUAUCAAGAGAGAAAGCAGCCAAAGGAGGCAUGACUGGGUGGUCUCUGACCAACCCACUGAACGGACUGCUUGGGGGCUGCCCCAUGAGGAGAGAGCCAAUGGGUGGCUCAGCUCACUCCUGGUCACCAGCAGCACAUGAGAGGGCAGACGCCCCCUCCUGGGCCUGUGCUGUCACCACGGGGGCCAAACCAGGCCCCUCUGUCCUCCCCAGUGGCAGCGAGGGAGGGUGCAUCUUUUAUACGGGGGAAACCUUCAGCCAGCCUGAGAGAAGCACAAGGCUAUAUUCUUAAAAAUCAAAUCCGUAUGUUGUGCUGAGUAAGGGCAGACCU